AUGAGAGAGGAGCAGAGGCUGAUGAGACUGAGGAGUGUUGUGAGCCCGGGUGAGCCAAGGAGCAAAUACACAGCCCUUGAAGAACUUGGACAAGGGUAAGCGGGACGUCUGCUCCUUUCCUGUGACGCCAGCACAGGGAAACAGGUGGCCAUCAAGAAAAUGAGGCUGGAAGAGGAGGAUUCUGAGGAGCUGGCUGUCAAUGAAAUCCUGGCCAUGAGGGACAACAGGAAUCCCAAUAUUGUUACCUACUUAGACAGCUACCUGGUCGACGAGGAACUCUGGCUGGCAAUGGAAUUCAUGGACGGCGGCACGUUGUUUGAUGUACUCAGGGCAGUGUACCUGGAGGAAGGACAGAUAGGCGCUGUCUGUCGGGAGUGCCUGCAAGGACUGCAUUUCCUUCAUUCGCGCCGAGUCAUCCACAGAGACAUCAAAAGCAGCAACGUUCUUAUGGGCACAGACGGAUCAGUCAAAUUGGCUGACUUUGGUCUCUGUGCUCGGCUCAGCCCUGAGUGCAGCAGGUGCGACUCCAGCGUUGGCACUCCCAGCUGGAUGGCACCGGAAGUCGUGAGAGGAGAAGCCUACGGCCCCAAAGUGGACAUCUGGUCCCUGGGGAUCACGGGGCUGGAGAUGGUGGAAGGGGAAGCUCCUUACCAGAGGGAGCCCAAGUUCAGGGUUUUUGAACUGAUCGAAAGGAACGGCCCCCCAAAACUGCAAAACCCCAGGCACCACUCGGCUCUCCUGCGCGACUUUCUGUGCUGCUGCCUGCAGGCGGACCAAGACAGGUGCUGGUCUGCCCAGGAGCUCCUGCAGCAUCCAUUUGUGACCUCAGGCCAGCCCGCCUCCAGCCUGGCUGCUCUCAUCGUCUCAGCCAAGCAAGUGCAGGAAGACUGGAGAGGAGAGGCUUGCGCCUGA
Poecile atricapillus (Black-capped chickadee) is the source of this 912-nucleotide messenger RNA. Its product is annotated as serine/threonine-protein kinase PAK 3-like. Gene Ontology annotation, biological process: regulation of actin cytoskeleton organization; regulation of axonogenesis; regulation of MAPK cascade. The coding region runs from base 160 to 912 and encodes 250 amino acids. Gene Ontology annotation, molecular function: protein serine/threonine kinase activity; ATP binding. NCBI's taxonomy places the organism in Eukaryota, Metazoa, Chordata, Aves, Passeriformes, Paridae. Gene Ontology annotation, cellular component: cytoplasm. The record is from RefSeq and is a predicted model, not a curated record. The transcript has 9 exons.